This is a messenger RNA of Fusarium coffeatum, 2199 nucleotides long. RefSeq lists its product as uncharacterized. Gene Ontology annotation, molecular function: protein binding. Bases 1 to 2199 code for a protein of 732 amino acids. Lineage: Eukaryota; Fungi; Ascomycota; Sordariomycetes; Hypocreales; Nectriaceae. The record is from RefSeq and is a predicted model, not a curated record. The transcript is spliced from 2 exons.
AUGGCAGCAGUUAAUCAUUCGUCCUCUGCUGCUGCAGACUCAUCCGACUACUACGAGUCCCCUUCGAGACCCUCUUCAAGACCGACCAGUGCUUCUCGCCAUAGCCCGGUCCGCAUUCCCAAUCUCGAUCAUGCCGAGGGUCCAAGACUGCGCGAUGGGCCAGUCUCUCCUGUUCGCGUUAAUUCACAGCAGGGAAACUGGGUCCAGCCUUCAAACGCUGAUGUGGAAUAUACUCCGAAGCAAGCCUUGAGAGGAGAAUUGGUUGACCGAACUCUUCAUCCGCUACCUUCGCCCCCGGAAUUUGCUCCUCCUCCACCUCCACAACACGGUCGAUCAGAGCCAACGAGCCCUCGGGAAUUACAAAAUAUGACUUCAGCGGUUAGAGACAGCUCUGCAUUGUCUUCUGAUACAAUAGCUAUGCCUGGAUCUACUAAGCCAACGCCGACAGAAAGAGUCCGCGACCAAGACCAAUAUCGAAACAGUCGUGAAUCAGAUGAAACUACGAGCACAAACCCACAACAAGUCUCGAUCGAGUCUUCGGCGACAACAAGCGCAAGCUCUCUUUCUGGUGUAAAUGAGAAUACCGAUGGUCAGGCAUUAGGUGAAUCUCCAGAAAGCUCCAUUAUUGAAGGCAACGUGCCCGAGGUGCCGCUCUUUCAGUAUCACCAUCAGAAAGAUUUUCCACCAAGUGUUCCCAACGCGGAAGUCAAGAACUCUUCAACUCCUGAUUUGUCUGAGAGCGCUUCGAGUGUUGGCCGCCACCUUACUCCAAACCCCGGUAAUCAUAUGAGGACUUCUCUCCCUCGGCCGCCGUCUUCUUAUUCUGUCUAUUCUGACUCUCGUGGUCGCUCUCCAGGCUUGAUUCCAGGUGGCCCACAGUCACGUAAAUCUCCUGAUGUAAGACAGUCGACAUAUGCAGAAUUACUGAAUGCGCCUUAUCCUCAACAAGCACCGGCGCCUCUGACUCCUGAUAACUCGAACCUCCGAACUGUCAUAGGCAAUAAUGCGUCUCUCCUCAGUACACAAAAGACUUUGGACAUGUAUCGUGCGAACGUCAAGAAGACGAAUGACUCCUCGAUCCAGUACUCAUUUGCCAUUUUCCUGAUUUCGACUGCCCAGGAACAAGGUUUGGACUUUUCGGACCCUAAGACGCGCAAGAAUAGUCCGAAACCUCAAAAAGGCCGUGAUAGCCCAGCUGCUGAAGGUUCAGUGCCGAGCCCUCACGAGUUGGUUCGCGAAGCUCGACAAAUUCUGCAGCGUCUUGCCAGUGCGGGCUACCCUUUUGCCCAAUACUACCUUGCAGAUGGUUUUGCCUCUGGGCUUUUCAGUAAGGGUAAGGAGGACUAUAAUUCGGCCUUCCCACUGUUUGUUCUGGCGGCAAAGCAUGGACAUGCUGAAUCUGGAUAUCGAACUGCGUUGUGCUACGAAUUUGGCUGGGGCUGCCGAAAGGACCCUGCUAAGGCGGUACAGUUCUUGCGCACAGCUGCCUCGAAGCGUCACCCCGGUGCCAUGACACGUUUGGGUAAGGCCUGCCUAUCUGGUGACCUUGGAGAGAAGCGCUAUCGAGAAGGAAUUAAGUGGAUGAAGCUUGCUGCUGAAGCCGCUGAUGUACAAUACAACUCAGCACCGUACCAGCUUGGUUGCUUGUAUGAGAAUGGAUAUGGUGCGGAUAUUUUCAAGGAUGACAACCAUGCUGCCGAGCUUUUUACCCAAGCUGCCGAGCUGGGGCACCCUGAGGCUAAUUAUCGUCUUGGGGAUGCCUAUGAGCACGGCCUACUUAAUUGCCCCCGAGACCCAGCUCUUAGUGUACAUUUCUAUACUGGAGCAGCUGAACGUGGACAUGCUGGUGCCAUGAUGGGUUUGUGUGCGUGGUACAUGGUCGGCGCUCCUCCGAUUCUGGAGAAGGACGAGGAGGAGGCCUACGAGUGGGCGCGCCGAUCUGCUGAUUUGGGUUUUGUCAAGGCACAAUAUGCCGUUGGUUACUUUACAGAGAUGGGCAUCGGAUGCCGUCGUGAUGUCUUGGAGGCCAAUGUUUGGUAUGUCAAGGCUGCCGAUGCCGGUGAGGAGCGAGCCAAACAACGUUUGGCCAUUAUCCAAGCGGCUGUCAGCGGACAGGGCACCCCGAUGGAGGUUGCUCCUCCGCGCAACGGAAAGAUCCAGAAGAACGGCAAAGACGACAAGGACUGCAUCGUGAUGUGA